This is a messenger RNA of Cantharellus anzutake, 1170 nucleotides long. Its product is annotated as protein-tyrosine phosphatase-like protein. Lineage: Eukaryota; Fungi; Basidiomycota; Agaricomycetes; Cantharellales; Hydnaceae. Gene Ontology annotation, molecular function: protein tyrosine/threonine phosphatase activity; MAP kinase tyrosine/serine/threonine phosphatase activity. The transcript is spliced from 2 exons. Gene Ontology annotation, cellular component: cytoplasm. Gene Ontology annotation, biological process: negative regulation of MAPK cascade; protein dephosphorylation. The record is from RefSeq and is a predicted model, not a curated record. The coding region runs from base 1 to 1170 and encodes 389 amino acids.
AUGGAUUAUAUCGUCAGAUCGCCAAGUACUCCUUCCAGCAGGAAUCACAAUGAUCUUUUUUUGCACACUCCACCGAGCGGUGCGAGCAAUGGGUCCACUGAUGAUACUUCCGCUGAUGUUUCGGCGGAACUCCAUCUCCCAAGCCGAUCUCGGUCGAGGUCACCCGGUUUCUUGAAUAUCCCUGAUGGCAGCGAUUGUCGUUCACGGAGCAGGAGUCCCUUUUCGCUUCCUUCUCCUUCUACCAUCCGGCCGCCUUCUCCGUGCAGUUCCAAAUCUUCACCUUGUACCCCGCAUAGCGAGCCGCGAGGAGGUCCCAGUGAGUUCAGUGUGUCGACCAUUCUGCCCAAUUUCCUCUAUUUAGGGCCGGAGAUAUCCACGGUCGAGCAGGCGCAAAAGUUGAAGGCUAUGGGUGUCAAACGGAUUCUCAAUAUGGCCAUCGAGUGUGAAGAUGGCCUUGGGUUGGAGGGGAUGUUUGAGAAGUACAAGAAGAUUCCAAUGAGAGAUCAUGUAGAGGAGGAUAAUAUCGUCAAAGGCAUGCGGGAGGUUUGUCAUUUUCUUGAUGACGCGCGGCUGCACUCCUCCCCAACGUUUGUACACUGCAAAGCUGGAAAGUCACGCUCCGUCACUGCUGUGAUUGCAUACCUCAUUCACGCGAACCACUGGGACCGUGAUCGAGCAUACAAUUUCAUUUCGGGACGCCGAAAGGGUAUCAGCCCGAACAUAGGGUUCAUGUCUGAAUUGAUGAACUUUGAAAAGGAGGAGCUAUGUGGCAAAGGGUUUGCUGCAGGGAGGGGAAACGAAUCGCCUGUCGCAGCUAGCACUGCAACUGACACCGGAAGUGGUGAUAGUGCGGAGUCGGGCUCGGCGCCAACUGCUGAGCAUAACGUGUCCGAGGCGACCGUUUCACGGACAGGACCGCAACUUCGCAGACUUGCUCAUAUCCGGGACUCCCUCCCACCCAAGCUUUAUCAGAAUAAUUCAUCUUCUGCCGUGCCUGGUAGUGCAGUAGACGGCUUGGGAACAAGCCUGGUUGAUCACGCGGAAGAGACGGAGGUGAAGGAUGCAGAAGGAAGGUAUAGGCAUGCAAGACGUGCACCAGUUGAUGAGUUCACGUUGCAACCUAUGCGCAGAGUUAGUAAGGCGGGGCUUGAGUCGGCUUCGUGGAAUUGA